Messenger RNA from Theobroma umbraticum, 808 nucleotides. Its product is annotated as Ribosomal protein L12/ ATP-dependent Clp protease adaptor protein ClpS family protein. Gene Ontology annotation, molecular function: structural constituent of ribosome; mRNA binding. The record is from RefSeq and is a predicted model, not a curated record. Lineage: Eukaryota; Viridiplantae; Streptophyta; Magnoliopsida; Malvales; Malvaceae. Gene Ontology annotation, cellular component: ribosome. Gene Ontology annotation, biological process: translation.
CGAAAGGACUUCAUCUCCUUCCUUCCUGUAAAACCCCUGAUCCUCCACCAGAUUGAAAAACCCCAAACUUUAACCCCGACGCUCCACGCUAAUUAAAUUCCCAAAAUGUCCUCCGUAACGACAAAAAUUCCCACCAAAUCCCUCCUCAGACUCUUCAUCUCUUCCCCACCUAAGCCACCCAUCUCUCACUUCUACUCCACCGCCACCACAGAGACUCGUACCCAGAGACUCGAUCGCAUCGCCGACGAGCUUUUAGACCUUACGAAACUCGAACGCUACGACUACUCCAUCCUCUUCCGUCUCAAACUGGGCCUCAACCGCUAUGGCCCCGCCGUAUCCGGCGCCAGCUCCGCAGCCCCCUCAGCACCCGGAUCCGGGUCUGGCGCAGCGGAAUCGAAAGCCGCAGAAAAGACGGCGUUCGAUAUAAAGCUGGAGAAAUUCGACGCUGCAGCGAAGAUAAAGAUAAUAAAAGAAGUGAGGGCAUUUACCGAGUUGGGAUUGAAGGAAGCUAAAGAUUUGGUGGAGAAAGUUCCCGUUGUGGUUAAAAAGGGAGUCAGUAAAGAGGAAGCUGAUGGCAUUGUUAAGAAGCUUCAAGGGUUGGGUGCUACUGUGGUACUUGAAUGAUUUUGUUUUUCUUUUUUUUUUUUUUAGUAAAUGAUGUAGAAUAAUUGUUGUUUUGGUGAAAUGAGAAAAAAAGUUUUGAAGAUAUUUUUGAGCUGGCAUUAUCAUUGGAAUUUGAAGUGAAAAACUUUGUUGAAAUUAAUUAAGUCUGAUAUAAAAAGGCUGGAUUAACCUUCCAAGCUGAAAA